AUGGCGAGAUUACCUAGGCCCGCGGGAGCAUUAAUUAGGCUGCAGGGGAUUUGGGCUCGCGGUUAUUGGGGGUGCUUGUCACGGUGGCCACUGGAGGUGCAGGGAGGAGGCUUGCAGCAGCGGUGCACCGAGGCGAAGUGGCACGGUGACGUUAUGGGUUUGCCGCGAAGUGGGGGAUGGGUGCUGACUGUUCCGGUGGUUGGAUGGGGCUCGCAGUGGGUACGAGGAUGGAGGUCGUGGAGAUUGGCUCGGGUUAAUGAUAGGUGUGGGCUGCGAUUGAGGUGGCGCGACCGAGAAAGAGAGGCGCUAUAUCGUGGAGGCGUGACUGGUGGCUUGGGAUACAAUGGAGGUGUUGGCACGACGAAAUCGGGGGGUCGACGAUGA
Sphenostylis stenocarpa is the source of this 384-nucleotide messenger RNA. Lineage: Eukaryota; Viridiplantae; Streptophyta; Magnoliopsida; Fabales; Fabaceae. The record is from the annotation of a GenBank genome assembly.